Messenger RNA from Cololabis saira (Pacific saury), 3666 nucleotides. Its product is annotated as sterol 26-hydroxylase, mitochondrial. Gene Ontology annotation, cellular component: mitochondrial inner membrane. The coding region runs from base 139 to 1725 and encodes 528 amino acids. Lineage: Eukaryota; Metazoa; Chordata; Actinopteri; Beloniformes; Belonidae. The record is from RefSeq and is a predicted model, not a curated record. Gene Ontology annotation, biological process: cholesterol metabolic process; glucocorticoid biosynthetic process; C21-steroid hormone biosynthetic process. The transcript has 9 exons. Gene Ontology annotation, molecular function: iron ion binding; oxidoreductase activity, acting on paired donors, with incorporation or reduction of molecular oxygen; heme binding.
CAAAGUCCAGUGUUGGCACAGAGGCGUCUGCAAACAAGGCUCCUUUAUUCCCGGCUCUGCCGCCGCCCUGCACACGCACUGCAGCCGCAGCGAGGACCGGGGCUCCAGGACACACAGCGCUGCUUCCAGCAGGAGAACAUGUUGGGCAGGUCGGUGAUCAGCGGGCUGACGGUGCUCCGCCAGCGGCAGCGGCAGCGGGGGCUGCCGGCGGCCGCGGCGGGGCUGCGACACGCAGCCUCCGCCUCCAGCACCGCCGUGGUGGCCGACAGCAAGCAGAAGACCAUGGACGACCUGGGGGGACCCACUUUCAUGACCAGCUUAUACUGGCUGUUUGUCAAGGGAUACUUUCAGACCACGCAACAAAUGCAAAUCGAGCACAAGAAGAUCUACGGCCCCCUCUGGAGGUCUAAAUACGGCCCCAUGGUGGUGGUGAACGUGGCCAACGCUGAGCUCAUAGAGCAGGUUCUGCGGCAGGAGGGCAGACACCCGAUCCGGACAGACAUGCCGCACUGGCGCGGCUACAGGGAGCUCAGGAACAAGGCCCACGGACCCCUGACGGCGAUGGGGGCGAAGUGGCAGCACAUCCGCAGCAUCCUGAACCCUCGCAUGCUGAAGCCCAAGCACGUGUCCUCCUACUCCAACACCAUCAACGAGGUGGUGACGGACUUCAUCCACAGAGUGGACUGGAUCAGGGACAGCACCGGGCAGGGAGUCAUAGUCCACGACGUCACAGGAGAACUCUACAAGUUUGCUUUUGAAGGUAUCUGCUCGGUGCUGUUUGAGACCCGCAUGGGCUGCAUGAACGACGUGGUGCCGGAGGAAACCCAGAAGUUCAUCUUCUCCGUGGGGGAGAUGUUCCGGCUGUCUCCCAUCAUCGUCCUCUUCCCCCAGUUCCUCUGGCCCUACCUGCCGUUCUGGAAGCAGUUUGUAGCCACCUGGGACCACCUCUUCAAAGUCGCGGAGAGGCUGGUGAAGAAGAAAAUGGAGGAGAUCGAGCAGAAGGUGGACCUGGACAAGAACGUGGAGGGAGCGUACCUCACUCACCUGCUGCUCAGUGAGAAGAUGACGGUGACGGAGAUCCUGGGCAGCAUCACGGAGCUGCUGCUGGCAGGAGUGGACACGACCUCCAACACCAUCUCCUGGGCUCUGUACAACCUGGCCAAGGAGCCAGAGAUCCAGCAGCAGUUGUACCAGGAAGUGAUCAGUGUUUGUCCCGGAGACAAGGUUCCCACCAGCGACGACAUCGCUCACAUGCCGUUCCUGAAGGCCGUCAUCAGAGAGACAUUACGACUGUAUCCAGUGGUGCCGGGAAACGCACGCGUCACCGUGGAGGAUGAGAUCGUUGUUGGCGAUCAUCUGUUUCCUAAGAAGACCCUGUUCCAUCUGUGCCACUACGCCGUGUCCUUCGAUGAGAACACGUUCCCCGAGCCGCUCAGGUUCCUGCCCCAGCGCUGGCUCCGGGGGGCCGAGGAUAAAUCCAAGCAUCACCCCUUCGGCUCCGUGCCCUUCGGGUUCGGGAUCCGGGCGUGUUUAGGGCGGCGGGUGGCUGAACUCGAGAUGUAUCUCCUUCUGUCCAGGCUGAUGAAGGUGUACGAGGUGAGGCCUGACCCCGCUGGGACCACGGUGAAGCCCAUCACCAGAACGCUGCUCUGCCCGGCCAAAGACAUCAACCUGCAGUUCCUGAACAGAACCAGAGCUGGGGCAGAGCCCGGAGUUCCUCUGUGAGCUGUUCCAGUCUCAGUCUCUGUCCCGUCACCAAGCACUUGUUUAGACACAGUUUUACAACACGGCAUUGUCUGGUAUGCACCCAUCCGGAGUCAUAAAACCAAGCUGGGAGGUUCGUGCUGCCGUUAAAACAGUCUCUCUGCGUUAAUACGACAACUUCAUUCUACAAUUUGCACUUUUUCUUUAUCUUUACGUUGACCCUUUAGCUUAAUAAUGUCUAAAUGUAAAUGUAUAUACUGCAGAGUGUUUCUGUAUGUGUCUUUAAAAGGAGUCAAAGCAAUAAAGGCAGUAAAGUCAUAUUUGGAUGGUGACAUCAUCUCUGCACCUGUGGAUUUAAAAUGGAGCAGUCGAGCUGUGAUUUAAGAGGCAGCUUUCUUUUCCAGUUCAGGUUUUUAUUUCUUAUUUUAUGACAGAUCAAGCAGAAACAAGUCCCUUCUCAAUUUGAACUUUAUUUACACCUGAAAGUUUGGUCCACGUAGGUGGAAGAGGCUGCAUUUACUCAUCAGGGAGGAAAGAGGGACUUUAGGAGCUGUUGAAACACCUGAACGGUCUUGGAGAGAAGGAUCAGGGACAAACGCUGAACAAGUGUUGUCUCAUGGAAAUAAACCAGGUUAUAACACCUGGCCAGGUCCACAACAUUCCUGAGAAGGAGAAAGAUGGAAAAGUGCAUCAUUGGGAAAGUCGAGCUUGUGAAUGUACAGAAGAAACUUGUGUUUUUUGCUAGAGAAUGAGUAUUUUUGUUAAAUCCACUGACUCAAAGAUAACAGUCUCCUCUUGUAAUCGUUUCAUCCAGAUGCGCAGAUUACAACAUUUGAUAUAAGGUAUUAUUUGAGAUAUUAGCUUUUAGGCCUUUUCAGGAAGUGAACCCUUAACCUGCACUUAGGGCCAUGCAGGAGAAAAAAUAUUUGAGAGGGGGAGAUUUUUUUUAUGUGCACUUCGAGAAAAAGUUGAAAUUUCGAGAAAAAAGUCGGAAUAUCGCGAUUAAUGUUGAAAUACAAUUUCAAGAAUAAAGUUGAUAUUCCGUGAAUAAAGUCGAAAUUUCGUGAAUAAAGUCGGAAUUUCGAGAAUAAAGUUGAAAUGGAAAUGGAAUCUUCCCUCCUAAAGGGGAGUUUUUCUUGCCACUGUUUGGCUUAAGGUUUUUCUCCCACUAGGGGAGUUUUUACCUGCCAUUGUUUAUGUAAUAACUGCUCGGGGGUUCAUGUUCUGGGUAUGGGUCUCUGGAAAGCGUCUAGAGACAACAAUAAAUAAAAUUGAAUUGAAUUGAAUUGAAAUGCAUUUCGACUUUUUUCUCGAAAUUGUACUUCAACAUUAAUCUCAACAUUUCGACUUUUUUCCUCAACAUUUGGACUUUUUUCCUUGACAUUUCGACUUUAUUCUCAACAUUUCAACUUUUUUCUUCGACAUUUUGACUUUUUUCUCAACAUUUCGACUUUUUUCUCAAAGUGCAUCAUUGGGAAAGUCUCCCGUCCCUUUCUGGUUCUGGUGCCAGAUUCUUGGGACAGAUGAAAAGAAGAUUAACAAGAUGAUUGACUUGUAUUGACCUCAGACCACCAUUGAUUGCAAAUACUUCCUAUCCAGCUAUUAGGAGUAAUCCUUCUGUUCUUAUUAAUCUAGUCUAUUAAGAUGCUGCCAGCCUAUGAAUGUACAGAAGAAACUUGUGUUAUUUGCUAGAGAAUUAGUAUUUUUGUUAAAUCCACUGACUCAAAGAUAACAGUCUCCUCUUGUAAUCGCUUCAUUCUAGAUGCGCUGAUUACAACAUUUGAUAUAAGGUAUUAUUUGAGAUAUUAGCUUUUAGGCCUGUUCAGGAAGUGAACCAUUAACCUGCACUAAGCUCUCGAACCAUUUUAAAGAUGUUUUGUAAUAAGCUGUGUAUAAACGUUGACCAAAUGUCUAAUUUUGUCUGAUAUUUGUUUUGUAAUAAAGGCAGGCAUGUCACAUGUA